Aspergillus candidus is the source of this 2045-nucleotide messenger RNA. RefSeq lists its product as uncharacterized. Lineage: Eukaryota; Fungi; Ascomycota; Eurotiomycetes; Eurotiales; Aspergillaceae. Bases 324 to 1943 code for a protein of 539 amino acids. The record is from RefSeq and is a predicted model, not a curated record. The transcript is spliced from 3 exons.
AAAUAAUAUCUUCCAUUUAUCCAUUCACUUUCUCUUCCAUCCUCUGACAAAGCUCUAGCUGCCAGCUGCAACUUCCAGUUAUGGCCGUGAAACGGUCUCCUGUGUUUGUUGUGUUUUCCAACCCAUUUGAUCUUCUGACCAUGUGCGACGGUCGUUUCUUCCUUUCUUUCUCUACCGAUUCAUAGCUUUCUUCCUUUCCUGUCGGCUAUAACUUCGUCUUUUGAAUCGAUUGGAUCAACUACUACACUGGAGUCUCGAAGCUACCAAGCAAAUACACCCGAAAACUCCGUUCUGCAGAACCACACUAAAGCGACAAUAACAACAUGGAGCCCAGCACCGACAGAGUCUCCGUCGUGGUCUCUCCCCCACGUAUCGACCUCACCCUGUUCGAGUCGUUUGACGAAGAAGUGGAGCGCACGGUGGAUGAGAUCCUCUCUGACCCGAGCGUCGAGAGUAACUUUGACGACUACAGUCAUGGAGGUGAUGUGGGUGGAAUGGUGGAUGGAAGUCACGAUGAUGGUUUGGCUGCUGCGGCGCCGGAGGAGCGUUCGGUGAAGCGGUUGAAGAAGCGCCAUCAGACUCGCUCACCGUAUUUUGCUACCGAGUUGAAAGGCAUAAAGAAAGGGCCCGUGGCGAUGAGGAAUAUUACGAGGAUGAGCAGUGCGGAGGCGGAGGAGGAAGAGGACGAGGUGGAAUUGGAAUCGGAAGAGGAUCAGGAACAAGAGGUACACCGACGAGGGCGACGCAACCAGGACAAGCACCAACCCGAGCGAUCGUCCAGCUGCGACAUUAUCGAAGUGCGAAAGAUCCCCGAUAAGAAACCGCAACCCAAAACCCCGGCUCCGGCCAAUGCAGACGAAGACGACUACGUCUUGGAAACCCUGGAGGAAGGCCAGAGGGACAGACUAGUGUCCUUUAUCACCUCGCACUCGUUCGUCACCAACCCCAAAUACCGUGCGAAGCGCAAGAAGUGGCGGCGCUUUGUGUCCGACUUGCGAAAAGAGGCUGGCCUGGCGAAUGUUGAGAAACCGACUAUUCGCCGACUGGAAAAUUAUGUCAAAGGGCUUUGUCGCGAUAUGCAGAAGACUGCCACGACGGAGAGGGAGGCCUCGACUAGUGGGGAUGGUGGACGGGAGAAGUCGUCGAAGAGGUCGAAGGAAAAGCGACGUCGGGAAGACGAACAUUCUAGGGAGAAGGCUAAGAAGGAGGAUAGUCCUAGGAAGAAGGCCAGGAAAGAUGAUGAUCCUGGGAAGAAGGACAAGAAAGACGAUAGCCCCAGGAAGAAAGCCAAGGAAUCGAAAAAGAGCAGCUCAUCUACUCCUGCCGCGGCGGCUGAAAAGCAGAACAAACCUGCGCCCGAAAUCAUCAAUCUGGACAGCGACGACGAACCUGUGGUUGUCUCUGCGAAUUCUUCGUCUCAUUCUCCCGACAUCAACGUGGGGUACAGGCCGAUUGUUCGCCGUGCCGUAUCCCGUCAGCCCACAAGUGAGUCGGUACAUGGGGACGUGAAUGAGGAGCCAGAGGUGCCUUCCAAUGAUGCAGAUCCUGUGAAGAACGAUAAUCCCCCGGAGGCGGUCGCUCCUGCGAAUUUCCAGAUAUACGAAACUAGCAAUGAAGAGAAUACGCCCUCUGCCAGACGUGCGAGCACCCGCUCGUCAGACCAUUCAACCUCCCUGGCCAGCCACAGUCGCCGCAAAGAAGAAGAGCGUGAACUACGAAGGACCCGUCGGAGGAACAAACGCCAGAAGUCAACAAAGUCCAAGAAGUACCGAGACAGUCUUACUAGUCAACGUUCCGAAAUGGAAGGCCGGCAGACCCCUGGUGUCAGCCCCGAGCCACAACCGCUGCUUCGAACGCCGGAAAAGCAGUUGAAUCGCACAGCCCUCCGGCCCGACCCCGAUACCCCUGUCAUGGAAGAUCCUUACUGGGACAUGGAUUUUUAACACCCGAUGAUUCGCUGGAAUUGACCAUCCGCGAUGAGGUGAGGUCUAAAUAUUUUCAUAACAUACGCAUUGGCAACGGGAGCCCGACGAUACCCGCCGCAA